UGUGAGGCGUGCCGAACACGUGGCGUGAACAUUCUCGGUGUGCCCGCAGAGGAGUGUAAUGAUAUAUUUUCAAAAAAGCAGAAUGCCACAUCAAACACAGAAAGCUAAAAAUCAAAAACACAGAAGCUAUGACUAACUUAUAUGUCCAUUCUCCCUUUGUAAGGCGUGCCAAAUACGUGCCGUGCCGUGAAUAUUUUCCGUGUGGGGACAGAGCAGUGUAAUUUGAUGAUAUAUUUAUUAUCAAAAACAACCCACAAUCCCAUCAUCCAUUCCAUUAUCAUUUCCAUUUCCAUUCCCCUGCUUUUUUGUUAGUUCUUGCAAGCCAUGCAUUUCUUCACAAUACCUCCUCCUGCUGCUGCUGCUCCUGCUUUUAUUAUUUUCUUUGGAUUUUUCAUCCUUCAUAAUAAUUCUAUAUUGUGCGAUGCCACCUCUUCUAAUUUCAGUUGCAUCCCAAGCGAGAGACAAGCGCUUCUCAACUUCAAGCAUGAUCUCGAUGAUCCUGCCCUCCGCUUGGCCUCCUGGGUUGGUGACGACUGUUGCAAUUGGUCUGGCGUUGUCUGCUCCAAGCUCACUCCUCAUCAUGUUCACAAGCUCCUACUUGGUGAUCCUGGCGAACAAUUUGUUGAGAAGCCAUUGAGUGGUGAGAUAAACCCUUCUUUGGUGGAUUUGAAGCAUCUACGACACUUGGAUCUAAGCAUCAGUCUUAUUGGGGGCGCUCGAAUUCCAGAAUUCCUUGGAUCUUUACGGAGUUUAAGAUAUCUUAAUCUCUCUGGAACUGGUUUCGGUGGAAUGAUUCCUCAUCAACUUGGUAAUCUCACAAAUUUACACUCUCUUGAUCUUAGCUAUGUAUACGCAGUAAUCAAUGAUACUGAGGUCCACGCAUAUGCUAAGAAUCUUCAAUGGCUUUCUCAACUUUCUUCGUUGCGGUACCUUGACAUGAGUUCCAUUGACCUUGACGAAGCAUCUGAUUGGUUGGAGGUAACAAAUUCACUCCCUUCUUUGGAAGUCCUGCGCUUAAGCUACUGCAAUUUGAACUUCAUUUUUCGUCCAACAUCUCAUGUCAAUUUUUCAUCUUUAGCCCUUCUUGAUCUUUCCUCUAACUAUUUAGGGAGCAAUAUUUCACUAUGGGUUUCCAAUUUGAGAAGUUUGACUUCUCUCUAUCUAAGUGGGAUUGCAAAUGGUGCUUCUAUCCCUGAUGGUAUUCAAAACUUAACUUCCCUUGUGCACCUUGAUCUUUCUGAGAACUCUUUUAAUACCUCAAUACCCAGCUGGUUAUAUAGUUUAAGCCAUUUGGAGGUUCUCAACCUUGCUGAUAAUCAAUUGAGAGGUCCCAUCCUUGAAGAUAUUCAAAACUUAACUUCCUUUGUGCACCUUGAUCUUUCUUAUAACUAUUUUAAUACCUCAAUACCCAGCGGGUUAUAUAGUUUCAGCCAUUUGAAGGUUCUCAACCUUGGUGGUAAUCAAUUGACAGGUACAAUAUCAAGUGAAAUAAAAAAUAUGACAUCUAUCAUUACACUUGACCUCUCAUGGAACAAGCUACAAGGAGACUUGCCAACAUCAUCCAUGGCUCAACUUUGCAAAUUAAAAGAAAUUGAUCUGUCAGGCAACACAUGGAAUCAAUCCAUAUCCCAAAUCCUAGAUAGUUUUUCGGGAUGUCUUUCUGAUAGACUGAAGGUUUUGAAGAUUCAGGAUGGUCAAAUAUAUGGUCAUUUAACCAAUAAAAUUGGGCAGUUCAGAUCUCUGAUCGAUCUUGAUCUGUACAAUAAUUCAAUUUCUGGUCUAAUACCUGAAUCUUUGGGGCAGCUUGUUAAUUUGCAAUCGUUAGACAUUAGCAAUAAUCAGAUGGAAGGUAUAAUUUCGGAGGCUCACUUUGCUAAUACAACAAGACUGAAAUUUCUUUCUAUAUCGGAUAACCCACUCACUUUGAAACUAGGUCAGGAUUGGGUUCCUCCUUUUCAACUUGAACGUUUAUAUAUGGACUCCUGUCAUUUGGGCCCACAAUUUCCAAUGUGGGUACGGUCACAAAAGACCCUUUCUUAUUUGGAUUUAUCCAACACAAGUCUUGCAGAUGUUCUUCCCGAUUGGAUUUUCAACUUCUCUUCAGAAUUACGAUACUUAGAUCUUUCUCAAAAUCAAAUGCAUGGAAGGAUUCCCAAUCUGACGAAUAUGGGGACGCAGGAGUACUCAGCAAUCGACCUGAGCCAAAACCACUUCGAGGGGCCCUUGCCUUUGGUAUCUUCCAAGGUGUAUAAACUAGAUCUUUCUGAUAAUCUACUUUCAGGAUCCAUUUCUCAAUUCUUGUGUAGCUCACCAAGUGAGCCAAUGAAUAUGGCAGCUCUCGAUCUUGCCAAAAAUCGGUUGUCAGGAAAAUUACCCAACUGUUGGAGCAAAUGGAAAAAUAUACAGGUCUUAUAUUUAAAUUACAAUAGCUUUGGUGGUGGUAUUCCUUCAUCCUUCGGUUCAUUGAUUUUUCUUCAAUCGUUGCAUCUCCGUAGUAACAACCUAGCUGGAAUAUUAUCUCUUUCUUCUUUACAGAAUUGUAUUAAUUUAGUUACUCUGGAUCUUAGUAAGAAUAAAUUUGAGGGAAACAUUCCUACUUGGCUUGGAACAAGUCCUGCAAAGUUGAGGUUUCUUAUUGCUGGCUUCAAUGAGUUCCAUGGUCAUAUACCUGAACAACUAUGUGCUCUCAAUUCCCUUCAAAUCUUGGACCUUUCAAACAACAAUCUGUUCGGCCCAAUACCAAAAUGUUUUAACAAUUUCUCUAUUAUGGCAAUAGAAAAGGUUGAAGAUACUGAGUUUUGGUACAAUAAGACAGCACAGGAUGGUGACUAUUCUUACGUAGAGGCUGCAUUACUCCUACUGAAAGGCGAGCCAAUUGAAUACAAUAAGACACUUGCACUUGUAAUUAUCAUAGACUUGUCUGGUAACUCUUUGUCAGGACACAUUCCUUUAGAAAUUACAAAUCUCUCAAAUCUGCUCUCAUUGAAUUUGUCAAACAACCUUUUAGAUGGAGAGAUUCCUGUGAAAAUAGGUAAUAUGCGAGAACUGGAGUCCAUUGAUUUUUCUAAGAACAAACUUUCUGGUGAAAUCCCUCAAAGUAUGUCGAGUUUGAAUUUCUUGAGCUAUUUGAAUUUGUCCUACAACAACCUCAGUGGAAAGAUCCCAACGGGCACUCAACUCCAAAGCUUCAAUUCAUCCAGCUUUGUCGGCAACAAACUAUGUGGUCCUCCACUCACUCUAAACUGCAGCACAAAUGGUGAAGUCACUGUUGUUGAAAAGAAUAGAAAAGAAGACGACCAUGAAAUGUCAUGGUUUUACAUUGGCAUGGCUGUUGGAUUCAUUGUAGGUUUUUGGGGAUUUUGUGGUUUUCUUAUUUUCAAUCGGACAUGGAGACAUAGUUAUUUCAAGUUUCUCGACUGCAUCAACGACCAGAUCUAUGUGGCUUCAGUCCUAAAGCUGAGAUGGUUCCGUAAAACGAUAACAACUUGUUACAACAAUCAAUGAAUUGUGUCAUCUUCUAUAAGGUAUAUACAUUUCAGAUGGAAGGUGUCCCUUGGUCCAGAGAGAGCAUUUGGAGUAAAUUUCUGAUAUUAUGGGAUUACGUAAUUUUUUACGAGCAGUUGACUCUAGUAAUUUAGACUCUUUUUUUUUUUUUUUGUUGGGUUCCGUUUUUGCUUCUAUGUACUUUAAAAGUGUGCUUUUUUUUUUUUUUUGGGAUUCCGUUUUUGCUUCUAUGUACUUUAAAAGUGUGUUUGAAUCAAAUUCUGAUAUUUGGCAAAUAUUAAGUUUUUGUAUUAAGGAAACUAUAAUUUUAUAAAUGUAAGGCAUUUAUUUCAAAUCGAACAGGACGAUGCUAUAAAAUUUUUACUAUUUUUUAAUUUUUUUAACACCUUUAAACUUGUGAAGGUAACUUUGUUUUA
Ziziphus jujuba (common jujube) is the source of this 3920-nucleotide messenger RNA. Its product is annotated as receptor-like protein EIX2. Bases 325 to 3504 code for a protein of 1059 amino acids. Lineage: Eukaryota; Viridiplantae; Streptophyta; Magnoliopsida; Rosales; Rhamnaceae. Gene Ontology annotation, molecular function: protein binding. The transcript has 2 exons. The record is from RefSeq and is a predicted model, not a curated record.